Messenger RNA from Petromyzon marinus (sea lamprey), 3482 nucleotides. Its product is annotated as neuropeptide FF receptor 1. The record is from RefSeq and is a predicted model, not a curated record. NCBI's taxonomy places the organism in Eukaryota, Metazoa, Chordata, Hyperoartia, Petromyzontiformes, Petromyzontidae. Gene Ontology annotation, cellular component: plasma membrane. Gene Ontology annotation, molecular function: neuropeptide receptor activity; peptide binding. Gene Ontology annotation, biological process: cellular response to hormone stimulus; G protein-coupled receptor signaling pathway.
UGUCUCUCUCUGUCUCUCUCUGUCUCUCUGUCUCUCUCUGUCUCCCUCUGUCUCUGUCUCUCUCUGUCUCUCUGUCUCUCUCUCCUGACGACCCUGGCUCGAGCCGUGCCGAGCCAGGGUCGUGGUGAGCCGCGCCGAGCCAAGCCCGGGGUGAGCCGAGCCGGGCUGAGCUGACCCGAGCCAAGCCGGGGCGAGCAGAGCCAGGACGAGCCGAGCCGAGUCGAGGGUGAGCCGAGCCGGGGUGAGCCGAGUCGGGUCAGGGUGAGCCUAACCGAGCCGGGGUGAGCCUAACCGAGCCGGGGUGAGCCGAGCCGAGCCAGGGUGAGCUAAGCUGAGCCGGGGUGAGCCGAGCCGAGCCGGGCUAUGAGUGAAUGGGGAGGUUCGCGUCGGGGCGAGAGACGGAGUUGGGGAGAGAGGAGAGCGCAGCGGCUGUGACAGAGAGAGCGUCGGAUACCAGCGCAGCAGCGUCGCGCAUGGGCUCGCGGGGGGGAUGCGCCAGGAGCCCCCCCUAGUGGAGCCAUGGACCCCGCGCAUCUCGAGCCGCCGAACCGCACGGAGGGGGACCGGCAGCUCCCCCCCUCCUUCAGCGCCACCAACGCCACUUUCUACACCUUCUACCAGCACGCGCCCCCCACGGCCGCCGUCUACCUCAUCGCUUACCUCUUCAUCUUCCUGCUCUGCAUGAUCGGCAACGGCCUCGUGUGCUACGUGGUGCUGCAGAGCAGACGUAUGCGGACGGUCACCAACCUGUUCAUCCUCAACCUGGCCGUCAGCGACCUGCUCGUCGGCAUCUUCUGCAUGCCCAUCACGCUGGUGGACAACCUCAUCACGGGGUGGCCGUUUGGGGUCGUGGUUUGUAAAAUGAGCGGCCUGGUGCAGGGCACCUCCGUGUCCGCGUCGGUCUUCACCCUGGUGGCCAUAGCGGUGGACAGGUUCCGCUGCAUCGUCUACCCGUUCAAGCGAAAGCUGCGCAUCUCCCACGCGCUCUUCACCAUCCUCGUCAUCUGGGCGCUCGCCCUCUCCAUCAUGUGCCCCUCGGCGCUCAUGCUCACGGCCGAGGUGAGCCGCGGCCACUACAUGGUCUACAGCGACGGCAGCAACGACACCCACCCGCUCCACCAGUGCUGGGAGGCCUGGCCAGACCCCCGCAUGCGCAAGGCUUACACCACGGUGCUGUUCGCCAACGUCUACCUGGCGCCCCUGGCCCUUAUACUGCUCAUGUACGCGCGCAUUGGGUUCCGCCUCUGCUCCCUUUCGGCGUCGGCCGCGGCGGCCGCGUCGGCCGCGGCCCCGUCGCGUGGCGGCGGCGGCGGCGGGGACGACCACGAGGGCCACGACGGAGGAGGCCACGGGGAGAAGGCUGCCGAGCGAGCCAACGGGCGGCAGGCUACGGGGGUGACGCGCCGUCGUGUCAAGGUCAUCAAGAUGCUCAUCAUCGUCGCCAUGCUCUUCAUGCUGUCCUGGCUGCCGCUGUGGACCGUCAUGAUGCUCGUCGACUACGCGAACCUGUCGCCCUGGGACCUGGCCUUCCUCAACAUGUACGUGUACCCCGUGGCGCACUGGCUGGCGUUCUUCAACAGCAGCGUCAACCCCAUCGUGUACGGAUACUUCAACGAGAAUUUCCGCCGCGGCUUCCAAGCGGCCUUCAAGCUGCAGCUGUGCGCCGCGCGGCCUGACCCCAGGGACACGUGCCCGCAGCAGCGCGUCGCCCGCGCACAGGCGGCCCACGAGCAGCAGCAGCAGCAGCGGCACGCGGGCCCCCUGCACGCGUUCGUGGGUCCGACGGGCCUGCUGCCCGCGCCGGGCCUGGUCGUCUCGGCGAGCGACGCACCGGCCCCCGCGGCCCCCGCGCGGCGCGUCCCGGCACCGGCGCGCCCAGCGCCGCACACCUCGGCGUCAUCCUCCUCGCCGGAGCCCACCGGGAGUACUCUGCUAAACAUCCUGGAAUGAGGGAGGGGAUUUGUGGUCACCGGACUCAUCAGCGGGGUUCCACGGUGGUGGUGGUGGUGGAGGCGGUGAACGUUGUUGGUGUUGUCAUCCUGCCCUGUGAAGAGGCAGCAGCGGGGGUUGGUGGAUCACUGCACACAAACGUUGUGAAACUCCCUUUCUAACCGUGGGCGUCGAGGUGAAGGAUGAGCCGUACCCUGGCUCGCCAGGAGAAGGCAGUACAGCACAAAUGUGGACUCCGCCUGUCCCCCUCUGUACGGAAUAGAGUGCUGCCCCCUCGCACGCGUGGUUUUUCUCUGGAUGCUUCGGUUUGCAAAUGGGCAUUCAUUUGCAAGUUGGAGAUCGAUGUUGCUUUUUUUUGCGAAUGAUUCGGCACGCGUGAGAUCAUUAACGAUCGGCUGUGAUGCAGACGCCGCGUGUAUUACGGGUAAAACUGUCACUCCCACACACACACGUGCGCGCGUGUGUGUGGGAGUGAGUGGGCACGCAUCGUGUAAAUACCUCCCUGUGGAGGUGUGCGCGACGAGGAGGAGAAGGAGGAGGAAGAUGAAGAGAAGGCAGCCCACGCAAAAAUAAAAUUAGUGAACAUCGAUGCUGCGUGGUACACCACGCAGGUGGACCCACCACUCCCCGCCGUCCCCCCCGGUAUUAAAUAAAAUAAACAACCGGACACCUAACUCUAACCCUAGCGGUCAAAUGGCGCCAGCCACCACCACCACCACAAUAAUAAUAACAGUAUCAAGGUCCUUUAUUCAGAAAAGCCUUGCCAAGUCUCAGGAGACGUUUUAAAGAGGGCUCUGCCACAUUGCCCACCCGGCAAGUGUUUCUGGGUAACACCACAGUUAGAUCAAUUGGCCGGAUCCGCGUGUUUCGGUGGCAUAAAGUGUGGGUACGUACUCCCACCUCUUCCGAGACGUGGCUGGACAACGUGGAAUAUUAAGCCAAAAAUCCCGUCUAGAGGCGCUGUCAAGCGCUGCCGGGGUUGGAGACCCCUUUCGCCAGCAGUGGCGCGAGUGACGAAUUGCAGGGCUGCGCCUGUACCGCAUUGAUCUCCCUGCUGCACCGGGAUCUUUGGCCAGAUUCCAUUGAUGAACAUUUGAUUUCACGCGGUAAGAAACCGGAGAACCCAGCAAACAACACAUCUUAUGUGUAAUGGGUUAACGCUCAAAGCGCCACACAGAUGGAUGUCAGAAUUUCGCUGCUGGUGUUGCCAUCUCCUCCUGGCCACCUCGCAAUCCGUGGACAGGUACCACGGAAAUCGUCUCACGGACGCGACCGUUUGACCCCACUAUGUACAUAUGGUGAAUUGGCGAGGUCAAGGUCAUGCGGUCACGAGGUCGUCACGGCCGAUGACAUUGAUGCCACCACGCCUCGCCGUCGAUCAGGGGUCGGCAACAUGCGGCUCCCGAACGGCAUGCGGCUCAUAUUCUUAGUUUUUUCGGUAAAGUCACGUUGAAGAGAAACAACAAAAUAAUAAAUAUAUAUAAAACAAUAAAAAAAAUUCUCACGACGUUUCGACCAUAACUCAAACGGUC